This is a messenger RNA of Topomyia yanbarensis, 1989 nucleotides long. RefSeq names its product prolyl 3-hydroxylase sudestada1-like. Bases 155 to 1891 code for a protein of 578 amino acids. The transcript is spliced from 6 exons. NCBI's taxonomy places the organism in Eukaryota, Metazoa, Arthropoda, Insecta, Diptera, Culicidae. Gene Ontology annotation, cellular component: GPI-anchor transamidase complex; cytoplasm. Gene Ontology annotation, biological process: regulation of translational termination; attachment of GPI anchor to protein; peptidyl-proline hydroxylation. Gene Ontology annotation, molecular function: iron ion binding; L-ascorbic acid binding; peptidyl-proline dioxygenase activity. The record is from RefSeq and is a predicted model, not a curated record.
CAUCGCAUCUGUCAUCAAAGAAAAUGUGAAGUGAAGGCGAAACGCGUUUUAUUUUAUGGGAGCGGCGCGACUUUUUUGUACAGAAAACAUAAAGAACUAAUAAGAUUUAAAGGAAAAUUUUGCGUGCUUGUGUUGAUAGCUUAAAAAUACGUACAUGGAUAACGAAGAAGUAGUGCCGAUGAUGGAAUUUUCAUCGGAAAAAGUGAUCAACGAAGCGGAGGUUGAACCCGGCGAACAGCAAGAGGAACUAUCCCGCACUACGAUCCAGAAUGGAAAAACAUCGGAACUGGAGGAUGACCCUAUCCCUAUCUACGCAACGCUGGCAUUCAUCGUGGUUAUCAUCUUGAUUGGUGUCCCGAUGUGGUGGAAGACAACGGAAGUGUACCGGGUCCCAUUACCGUAUGCCGAAAUAGAUGCUUUAGGAGAAAACCCCAUCCGGGUUACCAUUCGCAUGGGACUGUUCGUAAAAUCUAAGGAACGUAGAGACAUCCUAUUGUUCGAGUUGAGGAAAAAGUUCGAGCAUAACUUUGUAUUUAAUCUUCAACUGGAGGACUUUUCGUUAGAUCCGUCCAUUGCCAGCUCGGCCAAAACUCCGGCAGCACUGGAGACAGCUAUCUUCAAGCGUUAUUCCUUGGGGAUUGGCGAUUUUGUACUAAUUGAGUGGGGCAAACUGGAAGAUGACGUGUUGGUUACAUCAGAACGAACGGCUUUCAUUUCUGAAAGUGCCACUUCAUUGAAAAUCUAUCAAGUGUUAUCAUCGUGGAUCUUACAGGAGUAUAAAUUAAAAGCUAUGCUUGGACCCAAAGAUAUGCAAACUAGUAAAGUUCGGCAACUGCGACUAAAUACAGCGCCUAUGCAACCAAACUAUGAUGUACUAAUUUCUGUGUUCAAUCCAAGGCCCGAUAAGCAGAAAAUUCACUGGAAUGUCCGGGCAGCAGCUGAAAAUUAUAUAGUUCCAUUCUUGACGGCCAUGUCAGCGAUUGCUAAUUUUACUGUAAAGACCCAGUGGGUGUACGAGGUGGACAUACUGCAAUUUCUACAGGAGCAGCUCCAGGACGACACGCAGCUGGGCAGGCAUUAUGCCGUUGCGGAACACUCUCUGCCGCAGAUUAUCACGUGGUUCGAAAAGAAGCUGGGUAAUCAAAUUACCGAUUAUCCAGGUAUUCAUUUGGUAGUCUAUGUUCCGGAAUGCGAGAUGGCUCCACUUCGGAUAUAUCGCAACGAUAAAGUGCGAGCCUCUGCCGAUAACGUGGAAGCGUUCACCUCUGCCAAAUGGGGUGGAAUCAUAUUCGCAAACCCAUCAGAAGAUUCCAUCAAGAAAUGCUUAGAGGAUCCCGAUAAUUCCGAAGUGUAUGUCAGCGCGCAGGACGUAAUGCCUGUAUUACUAUACCAGCUAAGAAAGAUUUUCGACCUGGAAAAUAAUAUUCCUCUCCUAGAUUGUAGUCUAGCUCCGUACAAUUCCAUUGAACCGCGGAUUUGGGAAGUGGAUACUUUCAUUCGUUCAAACACCAUCUACAGAAUCCAUUCGGCAACGCUAACGCUGCAAUCCCUUAUACAACUCCUCGGUGGUAUCGAGUAUAUCGUAAUUAAUGACGAAGUGGGAGCAGCUAUUAAGGAUGCCUAUGCUCGCAUCCUUCUGGCGAAACAGUACUUGUUGGAUAAUAAUUCAACGGAAGCAGCAGCUCAAGCUGAACUGGCUUAUGUCUCAGCUGAACGUGCCUUUUUCGAUCCGAGCAUGUUGGCGCUGCUGUAUUUUCCCAGUGAACAAAAAUACGCUAUUUAUAUUCCGCUUUUCCUACCCAUCAUGAUUCCGGUGAUAUUUUCGUUUGGUGCGAUCAGUAGGUAUUUGAAGAAACGUUUCGCGAAACGUGACAAAAAGAAGACUGAGUGAAGGAAGGCGUUUCUCUAGCUGUAGUAUUGAUUAUUUCCGUGUUUGAACACUCUUAUUUGAACAAGUUUAUUUGCAGAACAAAACUAUGUCUAAAUCCA